Acyrthosiphon pisum (pea aphid) is the source of this 2151-nucleotide messenger RNA. Its product is annotated as 52 kDa repressor of the inhibitor of the protein kinase-like. Gene Ontology annotation, molecular function: protein dimerization activity. NCBI's taxonomy places the organism in Eukaryota, Metazoa, Arthropoda, Insecta, Hemiptera, Aphididae. The coding region runs from base 1 to 2151 and encodes 716 amino acids. The transcript is spliced from 6 exons. The record is from RefSeq and is a predicted model, not a curated record.
AUGAAACGUAAAGAAAGAUCUGGUCCAAUAGACACAUUUAUUAAAAAAAAGAUCAACAGUGUUUCAACUGUUUCAAGUAUACCAAAUAAAUUGGACAUUGGUAAUUUUAUUGACAAGAAUAAUGAAAUGAGUGAUUUUACAAAAUAUUCCAUUCUCAAACGUUGUAAUGUUCUUAAAGAUUUUACCUAUCCAUUUUCACUACAUUUUAAACAAGGCAAACAAGAAAAACGUUUUUUAAGACCAAAUCAUUUUGAAAAAUAUGCUUGGCUUGAGUACUCACAUGUAAAGUCUGGAUUAUUUUGUAAAUACUGUGUAAUAUUUUUAGUGUCAAAAAAAUGUGGUAGAAGAAAUACUGAGCAACUGAAAAACCUUGUUACAGAACCAUUAAAGAAUUUUGCAAAAUUAACUGGUAAAUAUGGUUAUUUAGAUAAACACAACAACAAUUUGUACCAUAAAAACUGUAAUCAGUUUGCUAUUGACUUUCAAAAAACUUAUUUAAAUCCUGAAACUAUUGUCGUGAAUAUUUUAGAUUCACAAAGAAUGAGACUCAUAAAAGAAAACCGAGAGCGUCUUAAACCUAUAUUAGAAACAAUUAUAUUUUUAGGAAGGCAAAAUAUUGCGUUUAGAGGACACAGAGAUGAUGGCAAUCUUAUGACAGAGUCCAUUGUGAAUGAAGGAAAUUUUAGAGAGAUGUUAAGAUUCAGAGUAAGGGCAGGUGAUACUAGGUUAGAAGAUCACUUAAAAACGUCGAGUUCUAAAGCUACAUAUAUUAGCUAUACUAUUCAAAAUGAAUUAAUUGAAGUUUGUAAAAAAGAAAUAACAUUUCAUAUCUUAAAAGAAAUAGAACAGGCUAAAUUUUACAGUAUAAUGUUUAACGAGACGACAGAUAUUUCUAAAAUGUCUCAAAUGAGUUUAAUUGUUCGUUACAUUUAUAAUGAAAAAGUAUAUGAAAGAUUCAUUGCAUUUAUUGAUUGCCAUCAGUAUUUAUACAAGGGACAAACUGAAGAAGAAAUUGAAGAAGAAGUUACUAUUGAAAUUGAACCAAAAAUAACUGGAAUAGCUACUGAUGGGUGUACAGUUAUGGUAUCAACAACCAAAGGUGCAGUAAAAAAAAUUCAAGAAACUGCAAAAAAUGCACUGUACAGUCCAUGCAAUAACCAUGCUUUAAACUUGUCAUUGUCUAAGUGUUCAACAGUUCAAAGUGUUCGUAACUGUGUUGGUACAAUGAAAGAAAUAAUAUCAUUUUUUAAUGUAUCAGCAAAACGUCAUUACAUACUAAAAAAUACACUUAAAGGCCACAAUCAUCUUAUCAGUAUUUGUGAAACUCGUUGGGUCAAAAGACAUGAUAUCACACACCAUGCAAGUAAAAUUCUUCAAUUAAGAGAUCAAGAUAUUUCAUCUGCUUUUAAAAUUGUUGAAGAUAUUAUAUCACUUUUAAAAGAAAAACGCUCUAACGCUACAGAUGUCUUUAAUAAUAUAUAUAAAGAAAGUGUAUGUAUAAUGAACCUUCUAGAAAUUGAAAUCAAAGUUCCUAGAAUUGUUGGAAAACAAAAAAACCGACCUAAUCCAACUAAUUUAAGUAACUUUGAAGACUAUUACAGAACUACCGUAUUCAUUCCACUCCUUGACAAUGUAAUUGAUGACUUACAGCAUAGAUUUAUAAAUUCAAACAAUUUAAUACUACAAUCGCUAAUGAAAUUAGUAUCAAAAAAUAUAUCAGAUUUUAAUAAUAUUAAUCAAUUAGUUAACCAGAUAAGUGAAGCUGUUAAACACUUUUCAUGUUUCACAAAUAUUUGUGACUCAACCUUAAAUUCAGAGCUGGAACUAUGGUUUAUAAAAUGGAAACGUCUAAUAUCUGAAGGCAAUGGAGUAUCAAUGAUGCUAGCUUUAAAUGAAUGCUCUAGUGAUAUUUACCCAACUGUUAAACAGUUGCUCAUAACUAUUUACACUUUGCCUGUAAGUGUUGCCUCUGCAGAGAGGAGCUUUUCUACACUUCGCAGAUUAAAAACCUGGUUGAGGUCUCGCAUGGGGGAAGAACGCUUAACUGGCUUAGCGCUUUUACACAUUCACAGAGACAUACAACUAAAUGUGGAAGACAUCAUUGACAGAUUUGCUAAGGAGAAAAAAAGAUGUAUUGAUUUGAUUUUGUAA